AUGUCGGAUUCGGAGACUGAUUUAGCUUAUGAAGUUGAAGAUGAGAAGCGGUCAAGAUCUACCAGUAACAGACCCAACUAUGCAAUUGACACGGAGGAUUUAGAUAUCGAUGAAAAUGACGAGAAUGAAGACGAUGAUUACAGAGAAGAAGAAAUCAACGAGGGACCGCAUGAAGAAGAGGUUAGUGAUGAGGAGGAGCAUAUAAAUAGAAGUGGGAGGAAUAAAAGAAAGCGCACGGACGAAGAAGAGGAUCUACCAGAAGAGAAAGGUGUUUCUAGGCCGGGAGUCCGCUCCAGGUCUAAAAGACCGGUGUUCUCUGGUAUUGAUGAUUCUGAUGAGAGUUUGAACUCUUUGCCGGUAGUCAAUGAGGAAUAUGUCUUACCCGAUGAUUCUGAAGGUGAAACUAAGAUAACUGCGGAUGGUGAUCUGUUAGGAGGCAGGGAAUUUUUGGUGCGUACAUUCACGUUGACUGAAAAAGGCAGUCGUAAGUUCAUGUUAGCCACAGAACCAGCUAGGUUAGUAGGGUUUAGAGAUUCAUACCUAUUUUUUCAAACCCAUCCUAAUCUCUACAAAUUUAUUUUGAAUCAAACUCAAAAGAACGACCUAAUAGAUCGUGGUGUUUUGCCAUAUUCAUAUAGAAAUAGACAAAUUGCUCUCGUCACUGCUAGGGGUGUGUUUAAGGAAUUUGGCGCCAAAAUUAUUCGCGGCGGUAAGCAUAUAACCGAUGACUAUUAUGCUUCUGAAUUAAGAACUAAGGGAAAUGUGAUUGAAGGCAAACUUGCUGGAGACCCUGUUGACAAAUCUGCUAGAGCUUUGGAGAAUACAUUGUAUCCAGUUUCGGAAAAUGGUAUAAACCCAGCAAAGAAUCAAGUGGAAUUUUUUGAGCACAGACCUCAUGGACAUAUGAGUAAUUCCAAUAUCAUUGCAUCGGGCAGUAAAUUGAGCUCAACGAAUUGGCUAUAUCAACAUUCCGCAGCCUGUAGCAGAUUCAACAGUGAUCUAUUUUAUGAUAGAGUGAAAGUGCUCCUUGUAGACCGACAAGGCCUGAGAGAUGCAUACACGAACACACUACACAUACCACAAUCCACACAGUCAACUGCCGUUUUAGGAUGGAAAGGAUCAAAGAACGAUAAUCCUGGCGACACAAGCAUUACGUAUGAAACUGUUAUACACGAUAGUGAUUUAAAUAGACCGAAGACGGGACUGUGGGAAAUCCAGAAACAGAUUUAUGAAGACGUUGUUGAAGAAGAUGUCCUGAAGGCUAUCACUGAGCAACAAGACUUUGAAAAGUCCGAUAAAUAA
Saccharomyces kudriavzevii IFO 1802 is the source of this 1302-nucleotide messenger RNA. It is a transcript of the gene NPL6, whose product is annotated as Npl6p. The record is from RefSeq and is a predicted model, not a curated record. Bases 1 to 1302 code for a protein of 433 amino acids. The transcript has a single exon. Gene Ontology annotation, cellular component: nucleus. Gene Ontology annotation, molecular function: chromatin DNA binding. NCBI's taxonomy places the organism in Eukaryota, Fungi, Ascomycota, Saccharomycetes, Saccharomycetales, Saccharomycetaceae.